Messenger RNA from Canis lupus familiaris (dog), 2285 nucleotides. It is a transcript of the gene SUSD5, whose product is annotated as sushi domain containing 5. The transcript is spliced from 5 exons. The record is from RefSeq and is a predicted model, not a curated record. Gene Ontology annotation, biological process: Notch signaling pathway; cell adhesion. Bases 1 to 1884 code for a protein of 627 amino acids. Gene Ontology annotation, molecular function: hyaluronic acid binding. NCBI's taxonomy places the organism in Eukaryota, Metazoa, Chordata, Mammalia, Carnivora, Canidae.
AUGGCUGCCGGGAGCCGCGGACCCCGCGCCCAGCUGUGGGCGGCGGCGCUGCUCCUGCUCGCUCUGCCGCGCGGCCCGGUGCGGGCGGACGGGAAGCUGUUUGUGCUGGAGUCUCAGAAUGGCUCUCAUGGCCUAGAACUGGAGGUGGCUCGGCUUUCCUGCAGGAGCAGGGGAGCUCACCUGGUGUCUGCGGAAGAGCUGCGGAGGGUGGUCCAGGAUUGUGCCUUUGCAGUGUGCACAACGGGCUGGUUGGCGGAUGGCACCCUGGGGACAACCGUGUGUAGCAAGGAGAGUGAUGAACAGCAAAUCACGAGAGCCGUUGAUGUGAGAAUUGAAGGCAACCCAGUUCCCGGUGGCACAUACAAUGCACUUUGUAUUAAGGAUGAAGAUAAGCCGUGUGGAGACCCACCUUCGUUCCCACACACCAUCCUGCAGGGCCGCACAGGCCUGGAGAUGGGAGACGAGCUGCUGUAUGUGUGCGCCCCGGGCCAGGUCACGGGCCACCACGAAACCGCCUUCACCCUGCUGUGCAACAGCUGUGGGGAGUGGUACGGCCUGGUGCAGGCCUGCGGGAAAGAUGUGGCUGAGGCACAUAUUGACUAUGAAGAUAAUUUCCCUGAUGACCGAUCUGUGUCAUUCAGAGAGCUCACGGAGGACUCCCAGACAAAGGCAGAGGAGGACAAAGGUCCAGGAGACGCAUCUGAGGACGCUCCAAAACAGGACCAUCUGGUCUCCAUUUCUGUGGGGAGAAAAAACAUAGCCCAGGAUACAGCCUUUGUGCCAACUACAGGCUUGUCCAUCGCAGGAAGCAGUGUCCCCACAGAUGUGUCAGGAUCCCAACUAAACCAGAAAUACUUGCUCUGGUUUCCUCCUGAGAACUUCCACAAGCCUGAGCAGGAGAAGGAGAUGAAUGAUGGCACCAAAAAGCAGUUUCCAGCUAGAGAUAACCACAGUAGCCUAACACUGGCUCCAAGUGGACCUGAAGCCAAGGUGAUCUAUAGCAGCACUGAUGGUCACACGGGGCCAUUGGUGGGCAGGACUGCCAGCAGGAGAGGGGACCCAAUGGUGAGCAGCAGUGAUGAGUCCUGGUUAGAUGGCUACCCUGUGACCGAUGGGGCUUGGAGGAAGAUAGAGGCAGAAGAAGAGGAAGAGGAAGAAGAUGGGGAUAAGGGAGAUGGGUCAGUAGGGGUGGAAGAAAUGGUUCUAGUUACUUCUACUGAUCAGCCCAUUCCUGUAGAAGUUAAGAAGCCCAGGAAUACCACCUUCACACCAAGUGAGGACAUGACCCGUAGUUCAGUUCUUCCAUCUCAAACACUAGAUAUGGAAGCUUUGGCUCUCAGACCAAAAAAUGUAUCUGAGACUGAGAGUCCCAGCAAGGGAGAUGAUGACUUGACCAAGUACCAGUCAACCGUGGCUUGGAGGUUUGCCACAGAGAAGUCUCCUAUGGCCACCCUACCCUAUGAACUCACCAGCGCUACCCUGGAGACAGUAACAACUGCUGUCCAGCAGAUGCUGAAUCACAUUCCCUCAACUGUCAUGGCGGCCACGCAAACUCCAGUGGAAACCGUUGCUCCUGAGGUCCAGGAUAGUUUCCCAUACCUGCUGUCUGAGGACUUCUUGGGACAGGAAAGCCCUGGCCCAGGUGCAAAUGAGGAGCUUCUUCCAACUGUGGAACCAUGUAUAGGGGAUAGGUGUCCCAGCCUCAGCAGAGGCCCUGUCAUUGCUGCCAUUGUCACCGUCCUGUGUCUGCUGCUGCUCCUGGCAGGUGUGGGGGCAGUGUGGGGCCACCGUAAGUGCCAGCACAAGAGCUCUGUGUACAAGCUGAACAUUGGCCAGCGGCAGGCUCGGCACUACCACCAGCAGAUUGAAAUGGAGAAGGUCUAGCCACCUUCAGAGCAGGCUCUCCCAAAGCCACUUAGGAGGAAAUAAACUGUGCCAUGUCUCAUUGAUAAACACUGAUAAUUCACUAGAGCAUGAAACAGGUGGAGUAGGGCUUGUCUUUAUUUUUCUCAGGUCUUUGUUCUAUAGGCCAAGAAGUGUCUCUGGAGGCACCCAGUAGGAUAAGAAGGCUUUGGUGGCAUCAUCACACACAUCAAUAUCUCCUUAACCAACUGCUCUGGACUGUAUUGUGCUAAUCCCAGACCUGUGCUCAGGCCCUCAUUCCAGUGUGAGUUCAAAACUCACCUCUCACUUCAUCUUCUUUUCCUUGUUUUAAGAAAAAAAAAAAAAAAAGAAUGACUCCACGACCUGAAAUUUUUAGAAAAAGUGUGAUAAACUGAGCAUUU